Messenger RNA from Drosophila rhopaloa, 5699 nucleotides. It is a transcript of the gene fus, whose product is annotated as RNA-binding protein fusilli. Gene Ontology annotation, molecular function: mRNA binding. Gene Ontology annotation, cellular component: ribonucleoprotein complex; nucleoplasm. The record is from RefSeq and is a predicted model, not a curated record. Bases 753 to 3680 code for a protein of 975 amino acids. The transcript has 10 exons. Lineage: Eukaryota; Metazoa; Arthropoda; Insecta; Diptera; Drosophilidae. Gene Ontology annotation, biological process: regulation of RNA splicing.
UUCGCUGCGGCGAUCAGUUGUUUUUUCAACUUGAAACCAAGCGGAUGCGCGGCGGUCGUUAUAAAGAGUUAACAAAAAAGGUCCGACACAUACACACACACUCGCUCGUGCACGCACACUCAUACCGAAAAAAACUAGAAAAAAGACAACAAGACAAAGUGGUAGAAGCAACAGGUCAGGAAGAAGAAGAACGAGUCUUGUUUGCUGGCCUUAAAUUAAGGUAGUUAACUAUUCAAAAGGCCACAAAAACAACGCGGGAGUUGAAAUAAUUUAACUGCAAUACAUACAUAGGCGUUAAAUGCCUGUGUGUGUGUGGGCAAGAGAAAAGAAAGUGCAAUAAAAUCCAAAAAUUGUGAAAAUCCAACAAGUGCAAUGUAUACAACAAAAAAUACAUAAACCAAGAAAACAGUAAAAACAGUUAAGUCGGCGCGAAAGAAAGAGAGUGAGUAAAAAGACGAAGAAGAAGCAGAGAAAGAGAAAGAGGAGCAAGAGGAAGCUGUAGAUAUCAUUUACCAACAACCUGUCGCAUCUUAAAAAAGAGCGAGAGCGAGAGAGAGGGAGAAUAUCCGAUUGAGAACCACUUGUUGUUGCUGCACAGCCGCUGGCGGAGCAGCCCUGAGAUGCAGAUAGUCCAAAGCUAGGCUGGCAUGAAGCUUCAGUUCAAGGAGCAGAAUCACUAGCAAUAGACAUAAAUCAAGGAAUCCUGGGGUCAAACAUCAACAGCACAAUCAUCACAGGAAUAGAUUGACAAAAUGCAGGUUCCCGAGCACGUUGUUUCACUGUACAUCGCCACGUGCGGCCAAAAUGGAUCCGGCCUAGGAUCGGAUGAGAAGGAGAUCAUAUUGCUGGUCUUUGUUCUCCUGGAAGUCACCACUGGACAGAUCGUGGGCACCAAACAAAUACUCGUGCGGCCUGAUGGCUACUUCAUCAAAGAUCGCACUAUUUCGAGCUCAUCGGACAACUCGAGUGUCACCAACAACACGGCCAGUUCCCCGCCCUUGGCGAUCGGGGAUUCCAAUAACGGCAGUGGAGCCGGGAGUGGCAACGGUAGCACCGUGGACAACGGAUCCGAGCUGAUCCUUCCCAUCGCAGAGGCCCAAGCUGCGGGCAAGCCCUUGAGUGAGGCCAUCGAAGAGUUCGAUGCAUACCUCCGAUCUCUGUCGCUCCACGACACGGAGAUCAAGCUGGUCACCGAUGGCCAGCUGCCGCUGAGGCAGUGCCUCCACCGGGAGGCCAGUGCCAAGGACGUGGAGCUGCCGGCGUACUACAACCGCUUCAGCGACCUGCGCAAGGAGUUCCUGCGCUACAAGUCCGGCGACCUUGCCCGCGCCCUCGUCCCCGUCAAGGACGUCAAGAAGAUGCUGCAGGCGCCGACGCUGCCCAUGCCGCAGUCCAUCGCCGAGAUGCUGGGAGAACUCAACACCUCAUCGGUGGAGGACAACGACUUUUUCAUACGCGAAUCUCGCGACAUGGUCACUGUGAUCCAGACUCUGCUGCAGGCAGGUCACAAAUUUGCUGCAAACGAAUUGGUCAACCUGGUACUGGAACCUGGAAUUUGCUCCAUUGACGACGAGAUCGACGGUAACUGCAUAGUGCGGGCCAGAGGAUUACCCUGGCAGAGCAGCGACCAGGACAUCGCCAAGUUCUUCCGCGGCCUCAACGUAGCCAAGGGCGGCGUGGCCCUCUGUCUUUCUCCAUUGGGACGGCGCAACGGCGAGGCAUUGAUCCGAUUUGUGUGCCAGGAGCAUCGCGACAUGGCGCUCAAGCGGCACAAACACCACAUCUGCACCCGCUACAUCGAGGUGUACCGGGCCACGGGCGAGGACUUCCUGGCCAUCGCCGGCGGAGCCUCCAAUGAGGCACAGGCCUUCCUGUCGAAGGGCGCCCAGGUGAUCAUCCGGAUGCGGGGACUGCCCUACGACGCCACCGCCAAGCAAGUGUUGGACUUCUUCACCACUGGCGACACGGCGCCCUGCCACGUUCUUGAUGGGAGUGAGGGCGUGCUGUUCGUUAAGAAACCGGACGGACGGGCCACCGGCGACGCCUUCGUGCUGUUCGCCCACGAGACGGACGCGCCCAAGGCGCUGGGCCGGCACCGCGAGUCCAUUGGGCAGCGGUACAUCGAGCUGUUCCGAUCCACGACCGCCGAGGUGCAGCAGGUGCUCAACCGUUCGAUGGACCCCAAGAACUACGAGUCGGGCGGCGGACACAGCCAGCCGCCGCUGAUCGCCCAGCUGCCCACGAUACCGCUGCCUCUGCUGCCGCAGGUGGGUGCCCACAGCCUCGCCCAUAGCCUCGGAGUCAGUCCCGCUAACCUGUGCCCCCCCGUGCCUCCUCCCGCUCUCCCUCUCCCCACACAGCACCUCAUCACCUCGGGCACCACCAAGAACUGCAUCCGGCUGCGCGGACUGCCCUACGAGGCGAUGGUGGAACACAUCCUGCACUUCCUCGACGACUUCGCCAAGCACAUCAUCUACCAGGGCGUGCACAUGGUGAUCAAUGCGCAGGGACAACCCAGUGGCGAGGCCUUCAUCCAGAUGGACUUGGAGGACUCGGCCCGCCUGUGUGCACAACGCAAGCACAACCAGUUCAUGGUGUUCGGCAAGAAGUUCCGCUACAUCGAGGUGUUCCAGUGCUCCGGCGACGACAUGAACAUGGUCCUCAAUGGUGGCCUGGCUUCACCGGUGGCUCAGGCGGCGCAACCGCAUCAUGGCCACGCCCACAAGCAGCAAUCGCUGCUGGCCGCCACCACGGGUAUGUUCAGUUCGGCGGGUCAGUCGCCGACGACCGUUGCCGCCGGUACCGCUCAAUCGCCGCUCGGCGGCACUCAUUCACACACUCACCCGCACUCACAUGCGCAUGCGCACACCCCGGGCCACGCCCAUGCGGCAGCGGCCGCCGCCGCCGCCCACCACGGAUUGUCCGGCUCGUCGGGAAUGUUGCCGGGUCUGUCGGCCGCCGCCGCCGCCGCUUCCGCUUCCGGCUUGGCAUCUUUCAUGGCCGCCAAUCAGCCCACGGCUGCCGCUGCCGCCCAUUCCGCUGCCUCGUUGCAAAAUGCCGCUGUGACCUUGACCCCACAGGGUUACGCCCUCAAUCCCUUCUCGCUGCCGCCGCCAGGAUCUUCCGCUGCUGCGGCAGCCUCAACUCCUGCGCUGCUGGCCCAGCAGCAGGCCCAGUUCAUAGCCCAGCAGAGUUUGCUGGUGCGACAGCAGUCGGCAGCUGCUGCCUUGGCCGCCGAGCAUAUGCAGCAGCAGCAACAGCAACAGCAGCAGCAACAGCUCUAUGCCAGUGCGAUGUUGCAGCAUCCGCUGUACUUGCAACAGCAGCAGCAGCAACAGCAGCAACUGUAUGCCAGUGCCAUGUUGCAGCAGGGUCAGCCGCAGUUUGUGCUCAUGCAGAGGCCCUCGACCGCCUACUUGCCGCCCUUUCCGCUCGGCUAUAUGUCCGCCGCGGGGGCGGCAUCGGGAGUGGGCGUGGCAGCAGGAGCAGCUGCAGGAGCGGCAGCGGCAGCAACUUCGGCCUCCGCCAGCAACUCGCCGCUGAGUCAGUCGAUGAAGCGCUCGUACGAGAACGCCUUUCAGCAGGAGGCGGCUGGGGCGGCAGCGGCGGCCAGUGCGGCCAAAAGGGCGUUGACACGCCCCCCCAGCAACCUUUAUUCGUACUAUAACACUGGGCUAUAGACCCAGAGAGCUAUAUACCCAUAUAGACCCAAUCAAAAAACCUGAAAUAAGAGCUCCAACUCCAGCACUUCGGGCACAUUCCGCGAGUGGGUGGGGUGUUCGCAUAUAAUACCCUCAUUAUGGAGCACACAUAACCAUAUCAUGUAUCAUCAUGGCCACCACACUCAUACACUUGCAUACCAGACAUUCUCUAGAGCUUAAUUGAUACCGAUUUGGAAUGUAGACUUAAGUACUUUUCUUGUACGGAGUACUAGUUGUAGCCUAAGCAUAAUACUUGUCUAUGGUCUAAGCGAAUAAUACUUACUAUAUAAUUAAUAUGAAACAACAACACACACCCGGGCAUACACACACACACACACACAUACCCAUAAGCACUGCUCACCCAUACACGCAUAAGUACACCAGCUAACAGAGGGAAGUUAUAUAAAAAAGGAUCAAAGAAGUGUCCUGAUCACUUGUGUUCUCACCAAUGGAUUUUAAAUAUAAUUUUUGAUAUAUGCUUGGUGUGUGUGUGGGUGCGUGUGUAGAGCAGGAGGGUGUAUAUAUACUGGAUUAAGAGCGGUAUAUAUCUCCUUCCUGUUCCUCCGAUUCGAAGGCAAUCAACAGAGGCUAACGUUGUUCAUGGAGGGAGCGAAAUCUUGUGGGUAGUUUUCCCGUGGUCACCACGCCCAUUCAGUGCAAUUUAAUUUUAGUGUUUAUCCUUUGGAACUCUCUUUUAUAAAGCCACCAAUUAAGCCCCCCCUGAGUUCCCCUCCCCCCAUGAACCACGUCAGGUGUUGGCUCAAGCUCAAAAUUUAAGCUGAAUUUGAAACCGAACCCCAAAAGCGAAACCGAAACCUAGAAGUGUUUACGGAUUAAGCAAAUAUUACCGUGUUCUGUAAGACAAACCUUUUUUUGAUUAACCAACGAUGGCCUAUCGAUUUAUAUAUAUAUAUAUAUAUAUAUCUACAUUUAUAUACAUGCUAGCUUUAAGACUGUGCGACUUGUAAAGUGGGUUUGCAUAUUAAUUUUACCGGCAAUCUUUUCCCGUGUCUCUCCAUGGCCGCUAACAAUCAAUUAAUAUAAAUCUCAUCGUUUGACUUGCAAUAUCGUACACUCUAUAAACAUAGUGCCUAGAUCUAUGGUGUAGCUUUUAAGUGUGCGUAACUGGUGUUAGUCGCAAACGGGAUAAUUCUCUCUACUAUCACUCUCUAUCUCUCGAUAUCAAUAUCUCUCACUGUUUGUGUGUUCUCUGUCAUCACUAAUUUAGUCGGGAUCAGCUAGAUUUAUAGUCUAAAGCUUGUUGUAAGUUGGGGCGCUUUAGUGUCUAUACAUAAAUAGUGUGUCUAGUCUGCAUAAACGGAUGAUAUGUAACUGGUUACUGGUGACUCGGGCUUACAUCCCUGCAAAGUGCUGGUUAGCUUUAAGACUGUCUUAACCCUUGAGAAAUUAUUAUUUCGAAACGACAUGAUCAUGGGAAUCCAAAACAAUGUGGUGUAAUUAACUUUUAAAAUUCUUCAAUAUAAGAUAAGGAACUUCUUGUGGGUUAAGACAAGUUUUCAGCUAACGAACGUUUUGUAAAAUCUGUACACACAUUCGAGCUUUUGUCGGCGUCUUCCAGGAUUAACUCCUGACCUUCCCAAAUCCCCAGAAAACCCAGCUCUUAAUAUAAACCUCUCUUUUCUCCUGCUGCGUCUAACACUCAGUUUCGCUCGGCUUGGGAGAAUCGAGCUUAGCGAGAGAAAGGCAUGGGAAAGAUAGUCUGCGCCUAGCCUAAUCCUUAUUAGCCUAAUUUAACCACUAGUUUUAUGUAGUAUGGCAAUCGAGUGGCUUCCGAGCGGGUUCUACGGCCACUUUAAAGAAACAACACACGUAAUCAAUAAUAUCUACUUAACUAGUUUUUACGCACAACAAUUUUAAAUGUUUUUUUGGAAAUUUUACGAUUUUUGAUAUUCCAAACUUUUUUACCACUAGAUGUUAGUAAAACAACCUUUAAUUAAUUUUUUACAUCAAUAAAAUACGACAUACCGCCUAAACUAA